Synchytrium microbalum is the source of this 3948-nucleotide messenger RNA. RefSeq lists its product as uncharacterized. Gene Ontology annotation, molecular function: ATP binding; ABC-type transporter activity; ATP hydrolysis activity. The record is from RefSeq and is a predicted model, not a curated record. Bases 1 to 3948 code for a protein of 1315 amino acids. NCBI's taxonomy places the organism in Eukaryota, Fungi, Chytridiomycota, Chytridiomycetes, Synchytriales, Synchytriaceae. The transcript is spliced from 19 exons. Gene Ontology annotation, cellular component: membrane. Gene Ontology annotation, biological process: transmembrane transport.
AUGGCGGAUGAGAAGAUCGAGAUGAAGCCUCCCAACAAGGAGAGCCUUGACACUCCUAAUGCACCUCUCGUUGUUGAGAACAGCAAGCGAAGAUGGUGGAGCAAAAAGCCCAGCAAGAAAGUCGACGUUGAAGAAGAUACUGAGAAGAAGGAUACACCACCUGCCGCUCCAAAGAUCUCGUACUUUGCAUUGUUCCGAUUUGCUUCUCCAUUCGACAAAUUGUUGAUGUUUUUGGGCUCACUCGGGGCUAUGAUUGAUGGUGCUGGACAACCUAUUGUUACUAUUAUCCUUUCAAACAUAUUACAGACUCUCAUCAGUUACAACGUCAAUGUCGUUGGUGCUGAACAAGCUGUCGCAGACAGCAUCAAAACUGCAGUCAUUCAAGUGCUCAUCGUAGCUAUUGUGGUUGCGUUUGGAGGGUGGUUGUCUCAAGCCAUGUGGAUAUGGGCUGGAGAAAAUCAAGCCAAACGUAUUCGAGAGAAAUAUUUCGCUUCCUUGUUGAAGCAAGACGUCGCUUGGUACGAUAAUAUUGGUGGUGUCGGGGAGCUCACCACUCGAUUGUAUGGGGACGUGCAGCUGAUCCAAGAUGGAAUCUCUGAAAAGUGCGGAACUGUCGUAUCUGCUCUGACGACGUUUUUCGGAGGCUUCGUGAUUGCGUACAUUAGAGGAUGGAGACUUGCCAUUGUUCUUACCGCCGCUUUCCCCUUUGUCGGGUUCGUGUUUGGUUUCUUUGGUCGAAUUCUUGGAAGAUCCUUCGUAGCCGGCCAAGCCAAUUAUGCUGCUGCCGGAGGUAUCGCUCAACAAGCCAUCUCUGGUAUCAGAACCGUUCAAACAUUUAAUGGCCAAGACCGAGAAUGUGCUAAAUAUAACAAAGAAUUGGGCAAUGCCAUGAAGGAAGGCUUCAAACAAGCCCUACUGAGAGGCAUGGCAGUUGGCAUGUUCCAGAUCUCGCUGUACUCUCUAUUGGCUCUCGCUUUUGGAUAUGGUGGUGUGCUUGUCUCUCAAGGUGUAUUGACUGGGGGACAAGUAGUAAACGUUCAACUUGCCAUUCUUACUGGUAUCUUCAGUAUCAAUGUCCUCUCAGGGCCGAUAGCUGCGAUCACAGGUGCCCAAGGUGCUGCCUACUCUGUCUUCGCCACGAUCGACCGUAUUCCCCCUAUCGACUCAUCUUCAGAGGCGGGACUCAAACCAGCUGAAUUAAAGGGCGAAAUUGUGUUGAAAAAUGUUGACUUUCAUUAUCCAACACGUCCUGACGUAAAAGUAUUGGAGAACUUUUCUGUGACUAUCAAGCCUGGUCAAAAGAUAGCGUUAGUUGGUAUGAGUGGAUCAGGAAAGUCCACCAUUGUUAAACUCUUGACUCGCUUCUACAUGCCAACUGCUGGUACAAUUACAAUCGACGGUAUCAAUAUUGAAGACUUCAAUGUCAAAUGGCUUCGUCAGCAUAUUGGACUCGUUUCGCAGGAGCCUGCAUUGUUCGAUGUUUCAAUCAAGAAGAACCUCUUGUUUGGUUUACGGGAUGAUAACUGGAAGAACUUUACUGAAGAAGAGCUGGACAAACGCGUCUAUGACGCUCUUAAAGCCUCCAACAGUUGGGAAUUUGUGAAGAACUUGCCCAAGGGAAUUCAUACCAAUGUUGGUGAAGCAGGAUCAACCAUCAGUGGUGGCCAGAAACAGAGACUCGCAGUAGCGAGGGCGAUCAUGAGAAACCCAAGGAUACUGCUUUUGGAUGAAGCAACAUCAGCACUCGACACGGAAUCCGAAAGAAUCGUACAGGAAGCUCUUGACCAGAUCAGCAAAGCCAAUAUCACAACUAUCUCAAUCGCUCAUCGUUUGUCCACCAUCAAGAAUUCAGAUCUAAUUCUUGUUAUGGACGCUGGCCGUGUAGUCGAACAAGGAGGCCACGAAGAGCUCAUUGCCAAGAAUGGUGUAUAUGCUCGUCUUGUUCAAGCACAAGAUGUUAAAACCGUUGACCCCACUGUAAUCGCUUCCGAACAGACCGACACUCCUGUAGUAACGAAACAAGGAGAUGCUACCGUCAUCAAUAUGGCUCGUCGUCGCUCCUCUGCUAAUGCAGAAACUCUGGAAAUGAUGAGGAGGAAGGGCAGUAUGUCUGGAUCUGUCAAUGUUGAAGAGGAAGCACUUCGAGAGGCUAAGAAGCUACAGGAUGCCAAGAUGAUGAAACGACCAGUACCAUGGCUCCGUUUGCUUAAACUGUCGGCUCCAGAGACUCCACUCAUUGCAUUCUCAUUGAUUUGUGCAGCAGGAUCGGGAGCAGCACAACCGCUGUAUUCUUUGAUCUUUGGUCGUGUACUGAAUGCAUUCUCGCCAUUGAAUUCAAACGCUUCCAUACUUGCUGCUGCUGGAUUAUGGGCUGGUGUGUUUGUUGCCCUUGGUUGCGGUGGUGCUUUCGUCAUCUUUUCAGAUAUUGCUGGUAUGGGAAUAGCUGGUGAAAUCUUAACGAAGCGAUUACGAGAAAUGACCUUCAGGAAGAUGCUGCAUCAAGAAAUUGCGUUUUAUGAUGAUGAAGACACAUCAGUGGGUGUUUUGACAAACAGACUAAAUGACGAUGCUGCUCGUGUCAGACAAAUGGUUUUGGGAGUACUUGAUACCGCCGUGUCUGCUUGUGCUGCUCUUGGAACUGGUCUCACAAUCAGUUUCAUAUACGAUUGGAGAUUGACCCUCGUUGUGUUAUGUACAUUCCCGCUUUUGAUUGCCGCAGGCAUGGUGCAAUUCCGAUCCUUCACUGGUGUCGGUGAGAAAACCAAGACUGCCUACAACAAGAGUAAUCAAAUCGCAAAUGAGGCAUUGGACAGCAUCAGGACUAUUAGUACUCUCACCAAGGAAACCUACUUCUACGAUGAAUAUGUGGAGUCAAUCCAAGCACCAUACAGGAAUAGUGUCCGAACCGCCUUCAUAUCAUCCAUUGGUUAUGGAAUUUCUCAAUCAAGUUUGUUCUUCUCGUACUGUGUUGCCUUUUACUAUGCUUCUCAGUUAAUCCUCUGGGGUUUGACCGGACCAACAAACAUUAUUCAGGCCGUCUUUGCUAUUGUCUUCACCGCGCAAGCCGGCGGCAGAAUAACAGCUCUUGCUCCUGACUACACCAAAGCCAAACUUGCCACACUUUCAAUAUUUGAUUUGGUUGACCGAAAGCCCCGCAUCGACGACCUAUCGGAAACCGGUCAAAAGCCAACGCCCGUACACGGCAAGCCCGUUUUCGACUCUGUAUCAUUCAAUUACCCAUCAAGGCCGAAUACCAAAGUCCUCCAGGAAUUGACCAUCAGUGCAGAACCCGGCACUACCAUCGCGUUAGUUGGACCCUCCGGCGCCGGUAAAUCAUCUGUGGUCGGUUUAUUGGAACGGUGGUAUGAUAUCGAUAAUGGAAGGAUAUCACUGGAUACUGUUUCUACAAAGGAUUGGAAUGUCAAGUAUUUAAGGUCGCAAAUGGCUCUUGUAGGACAAGAACCCGUCCUUUUCUCAGGGUCAAUCAAAGAUAAUAUCACAUAUGGUGCUGUCGGUGGUGUAGCCACCCAAGAAGAAGUCGAAAUCGCUGCUGCAAAAGCCAACAUCAAGGACUUUGUGACUUCCCUGCCGGACAGCUGGGAUACAGAGGUUGGAGGCAAAGGCAGUCAACUAUCUGGAGGUCAGAAACAGCGCAUCGCGAUCGCGCGAGCUCUCAUCCGUAACCCGAAGGUGCUGCUAUUAGAUGAAGCCACAAGUGCUUUGGACAGUGAAUCUGAAUCUGUGGUUCAGAAGGCGUUAGAUGUUGCCAGUGCUGGUCGCACUACAAUCACAAUAGCACACAGACUGAGCACGAUUCAAAACGCAGACAAGAUUUUCGUAUUGCGUGACGGCCACGUCAUUGAGCAAGGAACCCAUUUUGAAUUGCUCGCACUCAAAGGAACAUACGCCGAUCUAGUCAACCAACAGUUGCUGAGAGCAACAAGCUGA